Chrysochloris asiatica (Cape golden mole) is the source of this 928-nucleotide messenger RNA. RefSeq names its product Ras association (RalGDS/AF-6) domain family member 2 (gene RASSF2). The transcript has 10 exons. NCBI's taxonomy places the organism in Eukaryota, Metazoa, Chordata, Mammalia, Afrosoricida, Chrysochloridae. The record is from RefSeq and is a predicted model, not a curated record. Gene Ontology annotation, biological process: positive regulation of protein kinase activity; regulation of non-canonical NF-kappaB signal transduction; positive regulation of JNK cascade. The coding region runs from base 32 to 928 and encodes 298 amino acids. Gene Ontology annotation, cellular component: nucleus; cytoplasm.
CCUCACCUUUUGAUGAGAAGAGAAGGAAAGAAUGGACUACAGCCACCAAACGUCUCUUGUCCCUUGCGGACAAGAUAAAUACAUUUCCAAGAAUGAGCUUCUCCUGCACCUGAAGACCUACAACUUGUACUAUGAAGGCCAGAAUUUGCAGCUGCGACACCGUGAGGAGGAAGAUGAGUUCAUCGUGGAGGGGCUGCUGAACAUCUCCUGGGGACUGCGCCGGCCCAUCCGUCUCCAGAUGCAGGAUGACAAUGAGCGCAUCCGUCCCCCACCCUCCUCCUCUUCCUGGCACUCCGGCUGUAACUUGGGGGCACAGGGCACCAUCCUGAAGCCCCUCAACAUGCCCAGUAUCCAGAUCUCAGAUGUAGAUGCACCUCCAGAGAGUGACCAGAUGCCUAGCCCCACAGAAACCAGGGGCCUGAAGCCCCUGCAGGAAGACACCCCGCAGCUAAUGCGUACCCGGAGUGAUGUGGGGGUGCGUCGCCGCGGCAACGUGAGGACACCUAGUGACCAGCGCCGAAUCAGACGCCACCGCUUCUCCAUCAAUGGCCAUUUCUACAAUCAUAAGACAUCAGUGUUCACACCGGCCUAUGGUUCCGUCACCAAUGUCCGCAUCAAUAGCACCAUGACUACCCCGCAGGUCCUCAAGCUGCUGCUUAACAAAUUUAAGAUAGAGAAUUCACCAGAGGAGUUUGCUUUGUACGUUGUCCAUACCAGCGGUGAGAAACAGAAACUGAAGGGCACCGACUAUCCGCUGAUUGCCCGAAUCCUCCAGGGACCCUGUGAGCAGGUCUCCAAAGUGUUCCUCAUGGAGAAGGACCAGGUGGAGGAGGUCACCUAUGACGUUUUCUUGAAGCAGUACACUGUGCUCCGGCUAAUGAUUCGUCAGAGGCUAGAAGAGAUAGCCGAGACCCCAGAAACCAUAUAA